This is a messenger RNA of Salvia miltiorrhiza (redroot sage), 1638 nucleotides long. RefSeq lists its product as uncharacterized. The record is from RefSeq and is a predicted model, not a curated record. The transcript has 2 exons. The coding region runs from base 1 to 1638 and encodes 545 amino acids. NCBI's taxonomy places the organism in Eukaryota, Viridiplantae, Streptophyta, Magnoliopsida, Lamiales, Lamiaceae.
AUGCGUCUGCCUCCCAGGGGGUCGGGUACUGAUCCCGACGCGGUUGCCGUCGGAAUGCGAUCUUCUGGUAAUUCUUCAAAUCUGACAGAUAAGCAAUCCACCCAGAUUCUCACUUAUUCCGACAUUGUUAGCAUCUCCCCUAAGAAUGACGAUAGAGUUUCUUAUGCGGAGGCUACUGGCAAAAAGCCGGUGAAAAUACAGGAUUUGGCUGCUCACAUUUUUCAUGAUCUGCGGCCUACUAAGGAGGGCGAUCAGUUCUUCCUCAAAAUACCGAAGGAUCUAUAUCUUAAGGAGAUUAAGGCCUUUGAAUUUGCUUUGACAGGACGUUUGUUUCUUCAGAAAGGAGACAAACCGAGAUCAACUAUGGAACUAAAGUGGGAGCUUCAGAGAUUAUGGAGUUUAGCCUCUGAUUGGCAACUAAUUCCUUUGGGAAAAGGUUAUUUCACUCUCCGAUUUACUACAGCUGAAGAUAAGGCUACAACAAAGGGAAAGGCAGUUUGGGAGCUCUCAAAAGGGCUCCUCCGACUCCGUGAAUGGACUCGAAAUUUUGAUCCUUUCAAAGAGAAUUCCCCUUUGGCGGACGUUUGGGUUCGCAUACACUAUCUGCCGAUAGAAUACUGGAACCCACAGGUUAUUUCUGGAAUUGGCAGAUAUUUGGGUCACCCCUUAAAGAUCGAUGGAGCGUCGGCACGACGUGACUUCGGACAAUUCGCUAGAAUCCUUGUGGAAAUCGAUAUGUCGCAAAAUCUACCUUCUACUCUCUUAAUUGAUGGUGAGGAUACAUCAUUCCAUGUUGAAUUUGUCUUUGAAAAUUUGCCUCUUUACUGUCGUCGUUGCAAAAUAACUGGGCAUUCUCAAGAAACAUGUCGAAAAAAGCGACGUGUGGAGCCGGGCAAGAAGGAUGUUGUCCCAAUCGUGCAAACAACGGGGGAACAGCAGAACAAUACUUCUAGUUUUAGCCAUUUGGCGACGGGGGUGCAGCAGCAUUAUUUCCAGAAUGAAGGCCAUGAGAUGGCUGGCAGUAACCUAGUUCUGGAUUCCAAGAGGGUUGACGAUCAUGGCUCUGAGGAGAGAGCGUUAUACGAGCCGGAGGCAGCGGUGUUGGUUUCGGUUGAUCAGGAGCUUCAUAAGACGACUGGUAGUGAGGACGAGGUGGACGAGGAAAUUGAGAUGGAGAUGCCGGCUGGGGAUCCGACUGAGAUUGUUACAGCUGCUGCUGAUUUGGAUGAAGCUCACAAUUCUGAGCAAGCUGGAGAGUUGGUUGGUCACCAGGCUAAAAAACUGGAUGGUGAUUUAGGUGGGCAAAGCAAAGACUCGCACACUACUGCUCCAGAAGAUAUUGAUAGUCGUAUCAGUCGGUUAGAGGCGCAGGUUAGCCAAGGAAUGCAAAUGCUUGUUGAGCAAGCACCGCCUAAGCGACGGGGACGUCCUCCAAAAGGUAUGGAACGUCCGCGCGUUCCACAGAAUCAGGAAGAUAGCAUUAAAAGCCGCCUCAGAAAUGCGGAGGAAAUGGGUCAGAAGCCGAGGGACUUCGUCAUUGAUCAUAGCGGAAGUGCUAGUUUGCGUGUUAUGAAUAAUAUCGCCACAGGCCGUUGCUCGGACGAAAUGGAGGUGGACGAUUUUUUGAAUGGUUUUUAA